CGCUUGACUUCGGUGAAACUGCAGUGUCUGAAAAGCUCUGUGAAAAAGGAUUCAGAGAGAUAUUGGCUGGAGGAGAAGGGACUUGUUAUCUUUACAGUGGUAAAAAUUCUCAAAAUUGUUAUCUUUCAACUAUAUUUCUACACUGCAGUUUAGAAAAGACUGUCUUCCAUGGACUUCUCCAUCGGCAUCGUGCUCUUCCUGACCUUCGGCUGCAUCUCUUCCCGAAAAUAUAAAUCCAUGAUCUCAGUGAAGAAUGGAUCUCCUUGGGGGAAAUGGGGUCUACCAUACUACUGUACUAAAGGUUAUGCUCACGCGUUCCAGUUGAAGGUACAAGAUUACCAAGGUUAUUUUUUGUGGGAUGAUGAUACAGGCCUGAAUGGCAUCCGUCUGCACUGUACUGAUGGCACAACCAUUGAAUCUACAGUUGGAAAGUGGGGAACUUGGACAGCGAUUGAUAGUUGCCCCAAAGGCAACCUGCAGCAAUUCUCUCUGCAGGUAGAAAAACACCAAGGGAUCCAUGAUGAUACAGCAGCCAACAAUAUCCGCUUCAAAUGUGAAUUUGGAGUAGUUCUGACCGGUCGUGGACACAAUUGGGGGAACUUUGAGGACUGGAGUGAGAGCUGUGCCCCUGGCUUCAUAUGUGGGAUAGUGACUAGGAUGGAUGAUGACCAAGGUAUUGGUGACGACACAGCUCUUAAUGAUGUGAAGUUCUACUGCUGUGACUGAACCACAAGAGACUCAGUCUCUUACAACACAGCUGCCUGUGUUCUAAAAUAUGAAUCUCAAUGACAAUUAAAU
This is a messenger RNA of Hemicordylus capensis (graceful crag lizard), 798 nucleotides long. RefSeq names its product vitelline membrane outer layer protein 1-like. The transcript is spliced from 4 exons. The record is from RefSeq and is a predicted model, not a curated record. Lineage: Eukaryota; Metazoa; Chordata; Lepidosauria; Squamata; Cordylidae. Bases 169 to 726 code for a protein of 185 amino acids.